Syzygium oleosum is the source of this 2739-nucleotide messenger RNA. RefSeq names its product YTH domain-containing protein ECT4-like. The record is from RefSeq and is a predicted model, not a curated record. Lineage: Eukaryota; Viridiplantae; Streptophyta; Magnoliopsida; Myrtales; Myrtaceae. Gene Ontology annotation, cellular component: cytoplasm. The transcript has 9 exons. Gene Ontology annotation, molecular function: mRNA binding. The coding region runs from base 117 to 2195 and encodes 692 amino acids. Gene Ontology annotation, biological process: mRNA destabilization.
AGCCCGCCGCGAGAGGCGAACCUUCCCGCCCCCCCAAAACCCCCAACCCCCCUCCCGUCCCCUCUCGACCUCGCGAUUUCCUUCAGGGGGUUUCCGCCUCCGAGCCUAUCGGAACCAUGGCCACCGUCGCUCCUCCUCCGUCCGCGAAUCAAGCUGCAGAUUUGCUUCAGAAGCUGGCGUUAGAUGCUCAGCCCAAGACUCUGGAGAUCCCGGAACCGACAAAGAAGACUUCUGCUAAUCGUUUGGGAUCUAUCACUAAUGGCAAGGGUGCAAAUGGUCAGAUCCAGCCAUACGAGCCGUCUGUGACACCAACGUUGCCUGAUUUUGAACCCACGAUGUGCUUUGUCCCUACUGGUUAUCCACCCCAUGCCUAUUACUAUGGAGGCUAUGAAGGGACCGGUGGUGAGUGGGACGAUUUCUCGAGAUAUGCAAAUACCGAAGGAGUUGACAUGGCUUCUGGAUUUUAUGGGGAGAAUGGGUCUCUUAUGUACCACCAUGGCUAUGGGUUUGCACCUUUUGCCCCCUAUUCACCUGCUACUUCCCCGGUUCCUGGAAACGAUCAGACUUAUGGGACGCAGCACUACCACUAUCCAUCUCCUUAUUAUCAAUCUAUGACUCCAACCCCUACUCCAUUUACUACAGGCGUUGCUGCGCCUCCAUCAGUGGAGCCUGUGACUUCUGCAGCUGGUGACCAAAAGCCUUUGCCUGCCGAAACAGUCAAUGGAAACUCCAAUGGUGCCACGAAAGGGGCAGUAAAAGGAAACAACAAGUCGAUUCCUUCAAAAAUGUCAAAGCAGAAACCACCCUAUAAUACAAACGGUUCAUUUGGAAGGGGUUCUCUGCCUGGUGGCAUGGCUCCUGGGUGCCAGGAUCCUCGCUUUGGAUUUGACUUGUGCUCCCCUUUUCCAUUCUUUGAUGGCUCAGUAUUUUCAGAUGGGCAACUAGGGCCAGUGGCUAACACUGCGAUGAUGAAUUCAUUCAUAAAUCCCAACGAGGGUUCUGCCAGAAAUCAGCAUGGUCAUCCUAAUUCAAAUUUCCCGGGUUUGCACCACACAAGACCAAUAUCUGGCAUGGGGGUAGCCAAUGGAUUCAUGAAUGGGAUGUACCCUCGCAAGUUGUAUGGUCAGUAUGAUAGCACGAUGAGAUCGAACAUUGGAUUUGGGCGUGGUUGGUCAGUUGAUAACAAGUACAAGAACAGGGGGAAUGGCAAUGUCUACUGGGGUCAUAGUCAUGAUAAUACGGAUGGUUUGAAUGAGCUGAACAGAGGGCCAAGAGCUAAGGAUUCCAAGAAUCAGAAGGAUUUCACAUCUGUUAUGGCUGUUGAGGGGAAGAAUUUACCCUCAAAUGGAGAUAAUGCUGAGAAGGAGAAUAGGUCGAGCGUGAUUCCUGACUGCACACAGUACAACAAAGUUGAUUUUCCUGAAGACUAUGAUGAUGCUAAGUUCUUCAUCAUUAAGUCUUACAGUGAGGAUGAUGUCCACAAAAGUAUAAAAUACAAUGUUUGGGCCAGCACACCAAACGGUAACAAGAAGCUUGAUGCAGCAUAUCGGGAGGCUCAAGAGAAAGCUGGCGGAUGCCCUGUUUUCCUCUUCUUCUCUGUCAACACCAGUGGACAGUUCGUUGGCCUUGCAGAAAUGGUUGGCCCUGUUGAUUUCCACAAGAAUGUCGAGUACUGGCAACAAGACAAGUGGAUGGGCUGCUUCCCUGUGAAGUGGCACAUUGUAAAAGAUGUGCCUAACAACUUGCUGAAGCACAUUACUCUUGAAAACAAUGAGAACAAACCCGUUACAAACAGUAGGGAUACCCAGGAGGUCAAGUUACCACAUGGUCUUAAAAUGAUAAAGAUAUUCCAAAAUCACCUGGUCAAAACUUGCCUUUUGGAUGAUUUUGAGUUCUAUGAAAAUCGUCAGAAGGCAAUUCAAGAGAAAAAGGCAAAGCAGUUGCAAUUUCAGAAGCAGGUGUGGGGAGGAAAGCCUACCGGCGAGAAGAAAGAGAUGGUUAAUGGGGAGCUAAAACCACAAGAUGAGGUUGCCGCAGGUUUCACCAAUGAAAGUACCCAAAAUUGUGUGAAUGGGGAUCUGAAGCAUACUGCCAAUGGUGGAAUAACUGAAAAAACAGUGGAUGACCCGAAUAGCGCAAAAGUUGUAGCUUCGGAAAAGAAGGCUGUACCAAAUGGAGUUGCAAAUGCUUGCUGAUCAGAGCUUCUUGUGAGGGUGUUUCUCGCUGGAAUUUUAUUGGCAGAGGAUUCUCCAUGGAAACAUCCAACAGAAGCAGGAUAGUCAAUUCUUCGUCGGAACUCUUGCAAGCCGGACUGCACCUAAUUUUGGAAUGUCUAUGCAGCAUUGAGGCAUGAGGGGUAUCAUUAUUGGUCAAGCAGUUGAAUCUGGCAGUAGUUUGGGAUCGGGUACCCUUGGUUGAUACUUGAGGUUUCUCUUGUAGGUGUUAAGCUCCUAAUCACUUUUUGCUCUCUAGGAGACUAGAAGUUGGGGGUCGAGGAUUAUUAUGUUUUUUAUAUGCUUUUAUAGGGCUUCCUUUUCUUUUGCCUUUUUUCCCCUUUUUUCUCUUCUUGUUCUUCUUUUACUUGUUUGGUUCCUAUCUUGUGAAUCUAGGAGUGAUGACUUAAGCUUCGUGCCAUCAUAAUAUGAAGCUGCUUGUAUUUUUGGGUUUUUGGAGAUCGAGAAGCAAGGUGGGAAUGUAAUGUCCAUAUAAUCCGAUUUCAUCCCCAAGAAGUUUUUCAUA